UGCGGUCGGAAACACAGACGCUCAAAGAUCAACCGCAUGAGUCUGCACUGGUACUGCGCGCUUUGCCUGACCCUGGAGCCACCACAGAGGGGCCCUUCUGCCUUAAAACAGGCAGUCUGCGCCUUUUAGGUGACGGGGACUGUGUAAUAUGAGUCGGGAUGAAAACUCCGCGCUGAAUCCGGCUGCCAGUCCAGAUGCUGUUCGCUGGAGAGAGAGAGGAGGUGCAUGAUGGAUCCCGUCCCACUGCUGCUCAUCAUCGUCACAUCUCUGCCAGUUUGCUCGGCAGUCUACACUGGGCCCCUGCAGCCCGAGAUCUCCAAUGGCACUUUCCAUCACUUCUUCGUCCCGGAUGGAGAUUACGAGGAGACAGAAGAUCCCGAGAAGUGCCAGAUGUUGUUUAAAUUUUCAGACGUGUAUCCAUGCGCGGCCUUAGAGGACAGUGACUCUGUGGUGAGGGAGGACUUCGUCCUCACGAAGCUGCAGGCGGAGGACUCGGCGCGCCUGCUCGAGGGCAUCGGCCGGACUGUGGCCCAGGAUCUGGACGGAGAGGACAGCUACGGAAAGUUCCUCCGGCGGGAGAUCUCCCAGAUCGGCGAGGCUUUUUCAAACGUGGACAAGUCCCUGGUGGAGCUGGAGGUGAAGUUUAAACAAAGUCAAGAGACUGAGCUAAGGGAAGAGCAACAGCUGAACGGGCAUGUGGUGAAGCAAGUGGGUGACAUUAGGAUCGCUCUGAGGGAAACCACCGACAUCUCGCUGGGCCUGAAAGAUAAACAUGAGCUGCUGUCUCUCAUCAUUCGCAGUCAUGGUACCAGGCUGAGCCGCCUAAAGACUGAGUAUCUUAAUGCUGGUUCUUAGUGGGGCUGUGGUAGCUUUAAGUGUGUGUUUGUGUAUGUGUGUAUGAAAGAGAGAGCGAGAGACUGAGAAAAAGAGAGAGAGAGGACGCUCCAGUUCAUUAACCAACUGGAAAGUUUAUUGUGGCUUAUGAAUAUCCUUCUUAAGCAUUUGAACUUCUCUGACCUUUGGUUGUUCCCAUUCCUUGGAGCUGUGUCACUGAAGGAGCUCUAACAAAAAUAUUAGCACAUUCCUCUGAAUCAGGAGGGAACAAAGAAAUGUGGGCAUAAGUUAUGUCUGCAAGGAACCCUCAGUGCCACCCCAGAGGAGAAAUGUUAUCCAGGAGAGAGUGUGAAAACAACCCCCCCCCCCCCCCCCCCCCAAAAUGGAUUUAUUGUCAGUAAAAUAUGUAACUCUGUAUGAUUUUAACUAUGCUGUUCACGCCGUUAGGUUGUCAUAACUGAUCAAAUAAAUAUUAAAUAUCUGA
Messenger RNA from Pelmatolapia mariae (spotted tilapia), 1318 nucleotides. RefSeq names its product fin bud initiation factor a (gene fibina). The coding region runs from base 226 to 855 and encodes 209 amino acids. The transcript has a single exon. The record is from RefSeq and is a predicted model, not a curated record. NCBI's taxonomy places the organism in Eukaryota, Metazoa, Chordata, Actinopteri, Cichliformes, Cichlidae.